Zophobas morio is the source of this 519-nucleotide messenger RNA. It is a transcript of the gene ND-15, whose product is annotated as NADH dehydrogenase [ubiquinone] iron-sulfur protein 5. The record is from RefSeq and is a predicted model, not a curated record. Lineage: Eukaryota; Metazoa; Arthropoda; Insecta; Coleoptera; Tenebrionidae. The transcript is spliced from 2 exons. Bases 166 to 471 code for a protein of 101 amino acids.
CUGCUGACUAAUCUGUAUCUGCAACCUGCAACCUCGCUCGACCAAAAUCCCCAGACUUUCAUACCAUAAUAAAAAUAACAGUUCAAAAAAAGUUUAUUCCGUGUUUGAGAAUACAAAUAACAGUUUAUUACAAAAGUAAGCAGAUUCUACACACUAAAAUCUGCAAUGUCUCUGUCUCCCAGUUUAAAAACCCCUUUCACCGAUUUCACGGGUGCCGUCGUGAGCCACCAAUGGGGCAGUAGGUGCCGCGACAUGGAGCUUAAGGCCUUAGAUUGUCUGGAAGCUUACGGGCUGACCCGUGGAGUAACCAAGUGUGAAGACUUGAUCACCGACUUUCAGGAGUGUUCUUUGCGUGUUAAGGAAGUAUCGAGGUACGUGGCAAUGAGGUCUGAGAGGGAGCGUCAAUACCAUGCUGGGGAACGUACCAAGGAGAACCGCUACGCGCCUCCUCCAAAGCCCGAUAGUUAUUAAACUGAGAAGUGUUGUAGCUUUGUUGUAAAUAAACUAGUUUGACGGAAA